Molecule: messenger RNA, 4030 nt
Organism: Gryllus bimaculatus (two-spotted cricket)
Lineage: Eukaryota; Metazoa; Arthropoda; Insecta; Orthoptera; Gryllidae
Source: the annotation of a GenBank genome assembly
GGAGAAGGGGGGGGGGCGCAGCGGAGAGCGGCGCGGAGGAGCGAGCAGUGAGCAGUGCUGCGCGAGACCAUGGAGCGGACGCGCUAUCUGCUCGUGCUGGCGCUGCUGCUGGCGGGGGGGGGGGGGCCCGCGCGCGCGGGCGUCUUCGACAAGCUCAAGAAGCUCUUCACGGGCGGCGGUGGCGGCGGCGACGGCGCGACGACGCAGCGGGCUGCGCCGGCCAACCUGACGCUGGCGACGCUGCUGGCGGAGCGGGAGCGCCUGGCGCGCACCUCCAACGGCUCCGCCUUCCUCAGCGAGCCGGGCGUCUGCGGCACCGAGUACCGCGCGCCUGGUUCUGUCGGAGCUUUCCAUCCUAAUAUGACGGUGCCAUCUGGAGCAAAUGCAUCGUUUGUCGUCGUCAACCUAGCACUUGCGCUUGCAGUUUGCCGGUCUGUCGUCAACCUAGAACUUGCAGUUUACCGGAAUGUCGUCAACCUAGAACUUGCAGUUUACCGGAAUGUCGUCAACCUAGCACUUGCAGUUUGCCGGUCUGUCGUCAACCUAGAACUUGCAGUUUACCGGAAUGUCGUCAACCUAGCACUUGCAGUUUACCGGAAUGUCGUCUGCAACCUAGCAUUUGCACUUGCAGUUUGCCGGUCUGUUGGCAACCUAGAACUUGCAGUUUGUCGGUCUGUCGGCAAACAAUCGCUUGCAGCAGUGCGCCUGGCGGUGCCGGUGUGCUGCCGCGGCUGGGCGCCCGCCCUGGGCUUCCGCUGCGAGGCCGUGUGCUCGUCGGGCUGCCGCAACGGCGGCGAGUGCGUGGCGCCCGACACGUGCCGCUGCCCGGCCAACCGCACGCUCGACCUGGGCGGCAACUGCGUGGCCACGUGCCCCGGCACGUGCCUCAACGGCGUGUGCACCGGCACGCUCACGUGCGCCUGCCACGACGGCUUCUGGCCGGACGCUCAGGGCAAGCUGUGCGCGCCGCUCUGCCGCCCCGACUGCGUCAACGGCAACUGCACAGCGCCGAACGUGUGCCAGUGCCACGCGGGCCACCGCAAGGACGCGCGCGGCGUGUGCCAGCCGCUGUGCCCGGAGGGCUGCGUCAACGGCGACUGCGUGGGCGAGCGGCGCUGCGCCUGCCGCCCGGGCUACGCCAAGCUGGACCGCGACGAGCACGCGCACGUGUGCGUGCCCACGUGCCCGUCGGGCUGCCGCAACGGCGAGUGCAUCCCGCACUGCCCCGGCGGCUGCGAGCACGGCUCGUGCACGGGGCCCGACUACUGCACGUGCCUGACGGGCUACACGCGCCACCCCGACCCGGCGCGCGGGCGCCACUCGUGCGUGCCGCACUGCCCCGCCGGGUGCGCGCACGGGCUGUGCACGGCGCCGGGCGUGUGCCAGUGCAACGCGGGCUACCGCUUCGACGCGCGCAACACGACUGGCGGCGGGCCGUGCAAGCCCGACUGCGGCAGCGCCGGCUGCUUCAACGGGGACUGCACCGCGCCCGGGGUGUGCACCUGCCGCAAAGGGUACAAACUGGAGGGCAACUCGACGACGCGCUGCACGCCGCACUGCCCACGUGGCUGCGCCAACGGUACGUGCACGGCGCCCGACACGUGCACGUGCAAGGUGGGCUACGAGCUGAAGGCCGGCAGCUGCGCGCCGCGCUGUAGCCUCGGCUGCGCCAACGCGGACUGCACCGCCCCAGAGGUGUGCACGUGCAAGCCCGGCCACCGCAAGGACCCGCUGGACCUGCGCGGAAUGCGCUGCAUUGCCAACUGCCCGCAGGGCUGCGUCAACGCGGUGUGCUCCGGCCCCAACCUCUGCCUGUGCAACGCAGGCUUCGUCAAGGACCGCACCGUUCCCGGCGGCAACGUGUGCGUGAGGAGGGGGGCGUCCGGCUAGUGUGUAUCUCUUCUAGCCCCCCUUCCCACCCGGACUGCGUCACCAGGGUUGUUUCAAAAGUUGCCACUCGUCAUACCACCUCACACCCUACGCGGCAAUUACCAAUGAAACGCCAAAGGUCACAGUGUAAUUACCAUGGAGUAACGCUGUGUCCAGAUGGUUUGUCUGACAGGGAUCUCCAAGGAUCUUAUAUUUCACAUAGUAUGCUCGAAAUGAAAUCUAGAGAGUUAUCGUUGCUUAAUCAGAAUGCAAAGAAAACAAGAGUACAAACUGACGGACCUGUAUGAAGGCUUCCUUUCAUUUAGGAAAGCCAUGACUUGCUGAGUAAUUAGAAUCCUUAAUUGAGUUAACCCUUUACCUAGGAAUGGCCACUAAACCCCACAAAAAUAUCAUCUCAUAAUUUUAAAAUACGUUUAAAUUAUUUUAGACAAAUAUUUUGUGAAUAUUUUUUACUGGAAUAAUAUGGAAAUCAAAUUCAUAUUUACAACUUGUAAUGAAAUUUUUUUCUUUACAUUCAUACACCAUUAAUAAUUGCAGAAACUUUAACAUUUCACAACAAAGAAUAAUCAGUUUUAUUCUCCCUGUUCGCUAGAAAUAUAAUGACAUUUUUGUAUGUCCUAAUUAAAAGAUUAUUUUGAAAAGAGAUUUCUUAGAAAUCAAUUACUGCAAUCAAGGUGCAAAUAUUAAUCAGAAUUAAAACAGACAAUAAUUCUUUUUCAGGUGUAAUAAUUAGCACCAAAAUAAAACGAUUUCAUAUUGUGAGCUUUAUUUACUUUUGGUAGAAGCCAAACAGUAAGACCCAAAUCAAGUUUAAAGAAGACCAUGUAAUUGCAUCUUAUUCACAGUUGGUAAUAAUAAAAGUAGUAAACUAUUAACAAAAGUAAAAUUAUUUUUAUCCUUUUAUUCAUCCCUUUACAAGUGAAACACAUCAAGUUAAGAAUUUAAGUAUGGAGAAAACACACAUUCAUUUUAAAUGCUUUGGGAAAGUGAUUUGACUUUAAAAAAAAGUUAGUUUUAAUACAAAUGUAGUGUUUUGAACUUGUUUUUAUUAGUUUACUUUUUGUUACAUUUAAUUUGAAUUUGAAAUUGCAUUAAUUUAUAUUCAUUUAUGAAAAUUGUGACAUAGUGGAUUUUACCAAUGAAGAUAAUCUAAUUGUUUCAUCACCUUCAGUCAUGAGAGAUUUUGAAAGCUCCUUUGUUAUUGAAUUAUCUUCACUUUAUUUAAAUGCUAGGUAAGAGGUUUAAGUGACACAAAUAAUUUUCAUACAUAAUUUACAUUUUUAUUAAUGUAGUGGAUGGAAUCCAUUUAAAACAAACAUUAUGGAUACAACUUUAAGAACAGUAAUAAUUAACAAUUUGUGAUAAUAAUCAAUCUCUAUUUUUCUAAACAAAAUUUUAUCAUUUUCUUCUAAAGCACCAUCGCUAACCUUAACAUCCUUUAUAGUAAUUGAUGAAGGCAACUUACAUCCUUUACAAACCUAAUGUAAUAUUAAUGUUGUUACUUCUGCUUGCUGUUCUUCAUUUUCAAAGGAACGUUAAAAAUUUAAAAAAUUACAUAUUACAAAUAUGGUAUUUGCAAGCUAACAAUAGAUUGAUUUGUAAGUUAGUCCAUAAUUACUAAAAAUUAUUAUUUAUAUUUUAGAAAGCUUUUCAAAUUAAUUACACCUUUUUUUGAGAAGGAAGUUUUAAAUUCUCGACAGAAGUUGAAAAUCUUGCUUCAGUUCACAGGUUUAAUAUAAAAAACAAUAAAAAUAGUGGAAAACAAAGUUUUAAAACACAACUAGACUGUAAACAUAAACAGGCAAGUCUCUGGAAGUGCAUUAAACAAAUUCACUUCUAUAACUGAAAAAGAACAAAGAAGUUUCAUUAAGUUAUUUGACUGAAGACCUGCACCAACAUGUCUGUGUUAGUGCACAUUCCGUGUUCAAUCAAGGAAUACACCAAGUCAUGAUUCCAAGUCAUGGUUCUUGGACAUGUUUCUUUGCUAAAAUAAAUUGUUUUUAAACCUAAUGAACCCAUUAAGUCCCUUAAUAGAUUUCUCUUCUUUGGAAAAUUAUGAGAUAUAAACGGGUGAAAACCAGAACGGUAUAAGUGACAUUUUAUAAAUUCUGAGAAAUCGGUUUAUUUAAGUCGAUGUCAC